UAGUAAAAAAAAUAUGUUGAAGAGGUUAAGACAAAAUAAUAAAUACAAUUUUCCCUUUAAUACACUUUAAAGGCAUAAAGAAAAUAUGAUUGUAUGAGAAAAAAAAAUGACUCAAUGUUAAUUUUAAGAAAACAAUUAAUUUUUAAUGUAAAAAAAGUUUCAAAUUUUCAAAUAGUGAAAGAAAUGUCAAAGAUGGGAGCAAAGAAAAAUAGAAAGCCUGAAUCAACAAAAAUUGAGACAAUACCUCAAGGACCAAUUUCUCUCGAAAAAGAUGGAACAAUAUCAAUUAAAAUUAAAGCGAAACCAGGUGCGAAACAUAAUGGUAUAACAGAUAUAUCCGAAGAAGGUGUGGGAGUUUCCAUAUCAGCUCCACCAGUUGAAGGUAGUGCGAAUACUGAACUCGUAAAAUAUAUGGCAUCUAUUUUGAAUUUAAAAAAAUCAGAUGUUUCCCUCGAUAAGGGAUGUCGAAGUCGUCAAAAGAAGAUUCUCAUUUCCGGUUCUAAUAUAGAAAAUAUAAUGGAAAAAUUAAAGGAAGAAAUGAAAAGUUAAUUUUUAAUUAAUAACUUCUCAUUAAUGUACAAUUAUUUUAUUAUUAUUAUUAAUCACAUUGACAUUUAGAA
This is a messenger RNA of Leptopilina boulardi, 620 nucleotides long. Its product is annotated as UPF0235 protein C15orf40 homolog. The transcript is spliced from 4 exons. Gene Ontology annotation, cellular component: cytoplasm. Lineage: Eukaryota; Metazoa; Arthropoda; Insecta; Hymenoptera; Figitidae. The record is from RefSeq and is a predicted model, not a curated record. The coding region runs from base 94 to 549 and encodes 151 amino acids.